This is a messenger RNA of Rotaria sp. Silwood2, 1929 nucleotides long. NCBI's taxonomy places the organism in Eukaryota, Metazoa, Rotifera, Eurotatoria, Philodinida, Philodinidae. The record is from the annotation of a GenBank genome assembly.
AUGACAAUUACACUAUCAGAAUCACCACCUGAUAAUUGUUACACCAUCUCGACAAGUAUCAGUCAAGAUGAAAUCAAGACUAGCACGUUUACGAAACGAAUAACUGGUUUAUGGCAUCGGAUAAUCGACUCGUUUAAACGUCCACUCCCUUCUGAAAAUAUCUCAAUCGAUAUGAAUGGAUCGAAACAAGAAGAAAAUCAAAGUGAUUAUGUUGAAAAGGAAGAAAGUGGUUUGCAUCGCAAAUUAAAAAACCGACACUUGCAAAUGAUUGCCAUAGGUGGAUCAAUUGGUACUGGUCUCUUUGUUGGCUCUGGCUCUGCUCUUGCCUCUGGAGGUCCUGCUGCACUCAUUCUUGAUUUUACUAUCAUCGGUUUCAUGCUUUUCAACGUUUGUAUGGCUCUUGGGGAGCUAGCUGUUACUUUCCCUGUCUCUGGUUCUUUCGCCAUAUACGGUUCUCGUUUUCUCGAUCCCGCCUGGGGAUUUUCUAUGGCCUGGAAUUAUGCUAUGAGCUGGCUAGUUAUCAUGCCACUUGAAAUAACAGCUGCUGGAAUCGUGAUAAACUAUUGGACAACGUCCGUCAAUAUUGGCGUGUGGGUCACUGUUUUCCUUGUUGCUCUUCUCGUUAUCAAUCUCUUCGGUGUUCGAGGCUACGCUGAAGUUGAAUUUUAUAUGUCUAUCAUUAAAGUUAUUGCGGUUCUUGGAUUCAUCGUUCUCGGUAUUGUUCUUGCAGCAGGAGGUGGUCCAAAUCAUCAGUAUCUUGGCGGAAAAUAUUGGCAUAAUCCCGGUCCGUUUGCCGACGGAUUUAAAGGAGUGUGUUCCGUUUUUGUCACUGCCGCUUUUGCCUUUUCGGGCACAGAACUAGUUGGACUGGCAGCAGCCGAAGCGGCCAAUCCUCGAAAGACCAUUCCUCAAGCAACAAAGCAAGUAUUUUGGAGAAUAACGAUUUUCUAUAUUGUGUCGUUGACACUUAUCGGUUGUUUGGUGCCUUAUACAUCUUCCCGUCUUCUCAAUGGGUCAUCAAGCUAUGACGCGUCUGCAUCACCUUUCGUGAUUGCUAUUGAAGAUGCAGGCAUCAAAGUGUUACCUUCUAUAUUUAAUGCUGUCAUUCUUUGUGCUGUUCUCUCGGUCGCUAAUUCGUCUGUCUAUGGAGCAUCACGAACGCUGUGUGCACUUGCUGAAUGUGGUCAAGCUCCGAAGAUACUAGCUUAUAUCGAUCGUAAAGGUCGUCCGCUCUCUUCCGUAGCUCUGUCGAUGCUCCUAGGGCUCAUUGCUUACAUCAAUUGCGCGGAAGUGGGUCCUGAAGUGUUUAAUUGGCUACUCGCUCUCUCGGGUUUGUCCUCCUUUUUCACAUGGGGCUCCAUAUGCGCAUGCCAUAUUAUGUUCCGAUUGGCGUGGAAGGUGCAAGGCCAUACUUUGGAUGAGCUAGCCUUUGUGGCACCUUUUGGUGUCUGGGGAAGUUUUCUUAGUCUUCUUCUUAACAUUUUGUGCCUCAUAGCUCAAUUCUAUGUAGCAGUGUUUCCUCAAGGUAGUUAUCCAAGUGCAAAGGCAUUCUUUCAAGCAUACCUUGCUGCUCCUAUUGUACUUAUCUUCUAUGUCGUAUGGAAAAUAUGGAAGAAAUCACCAUUUAUGCGGCCUAGUACCAUAGAUCUCGUAACUGGAAGACGUUUAGUUGAUACACAACAGUUUAUUGCCGAAGAAAGAGCUAAGCAACUGACCUGGCCGGCAUGGAAGAGAUUGUAUUUCAAGUUCUGCUAAGCUAUUUUCCACUUUCUAUUGACUUCAUUUUCUACAUACUGUAGUUAGUAGUAGCGUCGAAAGAAUGAUCGUCUUAACAAUUUCACUAACUUUCGUCACACGUAUUUGACUAGCAAUUAUGACAAAUGCGUUUUGAAUGAUCUGUUUAUUCGAUCACUGAAUAAUGAAUUUUGG